Messenger RNA from Oncorhynchus keta (chum salmon), 1053 nucleotides. It is a transcript of the gene napab, whose product is annotated as N-ethylmaleimide-sensitive factor attachment protein, alpha b. Gene Ontology annotation, cellular component: vacuolar membrane; synaptobrevin 2-SNAP-25-syntaxin-1a complex; terminal bouton. Bases 115 to 1002 code for a protein of 295 amino acids. The record is from RefSeq and is a predicted model, not a curated record. The transcript is spliced from 11 exons. Lineage: Eukaryota; Metazoa; Chordata; Actinopteri; Salmoniformes; Salmonidae. Gene Ontology annotation, biological process: synaptic transmission, glutamatergic; SNARE complex disassembly; regulation of synaptic vesicle priming. Gene Ontology annotation, molecular function: soluble NSF attachment protein activity; syntaxin binding.
AAAAAAAAGAAAAAAUCCACAGAAGAAGAAGAAGAAGAAGAAGAAGACCAAGAACAAGAUAACAACUGCUGCUUUACUACAUUUCUAAUAGUUUCUAACCUAGUUGUUACAAACAUGGACAACUCUGGAAAAGAGAAGGAAGCCUCGGCUCUGAUCGCUGAGGCUGAAAAGAAACUGAAAUCGUCUCAGUCGUUUUUCGGGGCGUUGUUUGGAGGCUCAUCCAAGAUGGAGGAGGCCUGUGAUAUGUACGCCAGGGCUGCCAACAUGUACAAGAUGGCGAAGAACUGGUGUGCUGCAGGUAAUGCGUUCUCCCAGGCGGCCCGGCUCCACCUGCAGAUGCAGAGUAAACACGAUGCCGCUACUAACUUCAUAGACGCUGGAAACGCCUUCAAAAAAGCUGACCCACAAGAGGCAAUCAACUGUCUGAACCGAGCCAUCGAGAUCUACACAGACAUGGGACGGUUCACCAUCGCAGCCAAACAUCACAUCUCCAUUGCAGAGAUCUACGAGACGGAGCUGGUGGACAUCGAUACGGCUAUAGCCCACUAUGAACAGGCAGCUGACUACUACAAAGGAGAAGAGUCCACAAGCUCUGCUAACAAGUGCCUUCUGAAGGUGGCUGUCUAUGCAGCUCAACUGGAACAGUACCAGAAGGCCAUAGAGAUCUAUGAACAGGUUGGGACCAAUGCGAUGGACAGCACGUUGCUAAAGUACAGCGCUAAGGACUACUUCUUCAAGGCAGCUCUCUGCCACUUCUGUGUGGACAUGCACAAUGCCAAACUGGCCUUGCAGAAGUACGAGGAAAUGUUCCCCGUCUUCUCAGAUUCUCGGGAAUGUAAACUGCUGAAGAAACUUCUAGAUGCGUGUGAAGAACAGAAUGUGGAUGUAUAUACUGACGCUGUGAAGGAAUAUGACACUAUCUCUAGGUUGGACCAGUGGCUGACCACUAUGCUCCUCCGCAUCAAGAAGACCAUAGAAGAAGACGAGAGUGACCUGCGUUAAUGGCCUUAAUGUCACUAGACACCUAACCCCCCCCCUCCCCCCCUAAACCCC